AUAAUUUUCUGUAAUUAUCAACAUCGAAUGACAAUUGACAUGACAGUUGUUGAAAAGAAAAACAAAUACAUAUUUUGCAAUUAAAAUCGACAAAUUUAAUAAGGAAUUAUUUUUUAUAAUUUUAAUUGGAUAUUUAUGUUUUUUAUAAAAUGACAACCUUUAGUUGUACUCCGGAAUCUGCAAAAGCUAUAUUAACUGAUGUUUUGGCGGCAUUAAAUGCACCGGAAAAUAUACAAAAAAUGUCUGUUGCUAAAGAAAAUUCAGGAAAUGAAAUGUUAAAAAUGAUGCAGUUUGUUUUUCCAAUUGUCACGCAAAUUCAAAUGGAAGUUUUGCGAAAAUACGGUUUUCCUGAAGGAAGGGAAGGAACAGUUCAAUUUGCACAAUUAAUUAGAACCCUAGAGAGAGAAGAUUCGGAAAUUUUACGACUUCAUAAUCAAGUGAGACAACAUUUUCUUCCACAUAUUCCAGUCGAUACAUCAGCUGAAGCAUCUCUUUAAUUAGAAAAUUUUUUUACGUUUUUCUUUAUACGUUUCAUAAACAUUUUUUAAGUUUAUUUUUUUUAAAAUGAAGUACUUUAAGCUACUUUAAGCAUUUAUAUUUUUAUCGUACGUUCAAUAUAAAAUUACGCUUGUUUUUACCUAUUUUUAAAAAUAUUUUUUUAAAAUAAAAUUCACAAUUAUUACUCAA
Molecule: messenger RNA, 687 nt
Organism: Leptopilina boulardi
Lineage: Eukaryota; Metazoa; Arthropoda; Insecta; Hymenoptera; Figitidae
Product: protein C10
Exons: 3
Coding region: 150-497 (115 amino acids)
Biological process (GO): post-embryonic development
Source: RefSeq, a predicted model, not a curated record